AUGAAAAAGUACCCCGCGAUGGCCAGCAGCAGCUCUCCAGCUGUCACCCAUGGCCUCUACAUUGACCUCAACGGCCUCAUCCACCCGUGCUGCCACAGCGAUGAGGACGCCUCGGUGGUACAACGCUCAGAGAGUGAGAAACUGCAGUGCAUCUGCCGCGAGGUGGAGGUGCUCGUGGCGACGGUGCGGCCGCGCGAGUUGAUCUACAUCGCCACAGACGGUGUGGCGCCGCGAGCGAAGAUGAACCAGCAGCGUGCGCGGCGGUACAUGGGCCGCGCGAAGGCGACAAACCCCAGCGUAGCUAUCGUCGAGGAGGUGGUGCAAGAAUUCGAGCCGCACGAGAUGGCACAGGUCGAUGACGAGCUGGAUGGCGUGCGCCAGUCACUGCUGCAGGACGCACUGUACGGCGGUGUGACGCUGGGUGAGGAGCGGAGCCCCGCGGAGGAGGUGGCGGGGGCCGCUGUAGUUGGCGACGUCACGCUUGACGUGAAUAACGACAUGAUACAUAUCAACAACAGCGAGAAUGAUGGCGGUAAAAAUGAUAUCUUCGCCGCAAUGGAGGGGCUCGUUGAAGACACUGUGAAGGCUGAGGAUUUCGACAGCAACUGCAUCAGUCCAGGCACCGCUUUCAUGGCGAAGGUCGCGGCUUCCGUUCUUGAAAUGGUGCAGGAGAGACUCGCAGGUGACGACCCGCUCUGGACGCGAACACGUGUGGUGGUGUCUAGCGCCCAAACACCAGGCGAGGGCGAGCAUAAGAUCAUUGACUUCCUGCGCACACAAUCGUCGUACCCAGGCUUUAACGGCAAAGGAGCGCACGUGAUUGCCGGACUCGAUGCCGAUUUGAUAUUUCUCGCACUCUCGCUGCACAUUCCACACGUUUUCAUUUUACGUGACAAGAAACGAAACCCCUACAAUGCCAAGUCUGGAAAAGAGAAGCGGCAGAGGUGGAAGAAAGGGGCGGGUGACACUCGAGACACCCAAACCGAUGAAGGAGGAGAUGACGAGGUGGAAGACGGGGAAUUUGGUGUAAUUGAUGACAGUGAAAGCACCAGGAGCAAUAACAAGAAUGGGAGAGCAGCUGCAGCGGCGGCAAUAAAACCGAACAAAUCGUACGAGUACUUCGAAAUUGACACCGUGGGCUCAUGCCUCAUGUCGGAGUUGAAUGGGCUUUGCCAGAUGAAGGGGUUUUCGCCGGCAAGUGAGGAGGCAUUUAGCCCAGAGCUACUUGUCUCGGCGAACGGAUACCACUUCUGCCGUCACGCUGGAUGCGCCGACGGGGCUUUGAGAAGUUUGUUUUCCGACGAGCGGAAGCACCAACAGCAACACCAAAGUUCCGACUGGCGAAAGUUCCGACCAUGUGCCUCAAAUGCAAACAGCAAGGUUAUUGACGAUGUAAUUGUGUUGGCGAUGCUGAUGGGGAACGACUUCCUCCCUCGGCUUCCUAGUGUCUUCUGCGGAGAGAGUGCUCUCGACAACCUACUGGAAUUGUACGUGACGGAGGUGCUGCCGUAUGGCUUCCUGACGGCGGGCAAUCACGAGAUCAAUCUGCCGCAGCUGAGGCGCUUGCUUCAAUCGUACGCGAAAAUUGAGGCAGUACAUUUCCGCCGCUUCCAACUGAGUCAAGAGGCCAUGACGCUGCAGGAGACCGCGGCGCCGCUCUCCUCAGCGGUGGAUGAACGGUGGCGAAAGCCGUACCUCGCCUCUACAGGCCUCGCUAGCCACAUCGACGAGGCGUGUGCAAAGUACGUUGAAGGGCUCCGCUUCGUCUGGCGUUACUACAGCGGCAAUUCGGCGACGUGUAGCUGGUCGUGGUACUACCCUUUCCACCACGCACCCUUUGCAGCAGAUUUAGCGACAUUUCUGCAGAAUUGUGACUUGGCAAGACUGCCGCCGCCACCGCUCGAGACGACACCACCAGACACAUUGGUGCAACUGCUGUGCAUUCUGCCACCGACGAGCCACGCACUGCUGCCGCCUGUGGUGGGCAACGUUAUGCUGGCUCCACCAGACGAGCUGCGCGAAACGUUCCCCACCACAUGGCGCAUCGACUACACCUCCGCCUUCGGGAAGGAGUACCUCGCCGCUGUGAUGCUACCCUUCGCUAACGUGGCGCGUCUCCAUCAGCUUGUAGAGGCUGUACGGCAGCAGCUCACCGAAGAGGAAGGGCAGCGAUUGGAGCAGCUUGACUAUCAUCUCGUGUUGAGUUCACAAACGACGACAUUCAACCUGCAUGGCGACGAGAGCGAGCUCAGCGCAAAGGAUGCCGCUCUGUGGGGUGUGCAGCACGAAGGCGUGACGUGCGUGCGAUUGCGUGACAGCCCGCCGGAGCGUGGGCGGCCCAAGACGUACUCGUCCACCGUCGCCAUCCCGUGGGUCACCUGCGACACAACCGGAAACCCCUAUCGACGCGAGCGCCGCUCACACCGCAAGCGACGCGAGGAAGUAGAGGGCGCGAAAACCAACAGCGGCGUCACGCUGAUCAACAAGGGCCCGUCACUCGCGGCCUAUUUUGCGGGUCUUGCGGCGGCCUCGGUGCUGACGGCCUUGGCAGUGCUGCCGUGGACAAUGCUGCACCCUCUUCAGGUUUUGGCGGUGAACCUGGUUGGCAUAGCGCUCACCUUCGUGAUUGGCAUUGCUGUGCACGACCCUGUCAACGGGAGCGGCAUCCGACGCAACAACAUUCCCAUGACGUAUGUUGAUUGGCUCUGUGCUGACUGCCUUUGCCUCAAUUUUGCGCUCAGGGACAAGUGUUUUGUCUGCCGCGCGCCGUUUGAUGAGCACCGGUGCCUGGCCGUAUUCAGCAACACACGGACUGCGACGCCGCCAGUGUACGAUCCCGAUCACACGCCAUAUAUAGAGACUGUUGGUCUUGUGCUGGACCGAACAGAAGCGGACACAGAAAUUUAG
Messenger RNA from Trypanosoma grayi, 2907 nucleotides. RefSeq names its product putative 5-3 exonuclease XRNB, putative,exoribonuclease 2. Gene Ontology annotation, cellular component: nucleus. The transcript has a single exon. Bases 1 to 2907 code for a protein of 968 amino acids. The record is from RefSeq and is a predicted model, not a curated record. NCBI's taxonomy places the organism in Eukaryota, Euglenozoa, Kinetoplastea, Trypanosomatida, Trypanosomatidae. Gene Ontology annotation, molecular function: RNA binding; 5'-3' RNA exonuclease activity. Gene Ontology annotation, biological process: nuclear-transcribed mRNA catabolic process.